Molecule: messenger RNA, 1014 nt
Organism: Arachis stenosperma
Lineage: Eukaryota; Viridiplantae; Streptophyta; Magnoliopsida; Fabales; Fabaceae
Exons: 3
Coding region: 1-1014 (337 amino acids)
Biological process (GO): DNA integration
Molecular function (GO): nucleic acid binding
Source: RefSeq, a predicted model, not a curated record
AUGAUUAUUAGCUUUUCUCUGAAGCCUGAAGAGGAAGAGGCGCUUGUUUCAAUGCUCAAGAGCCAUAAAAUAGCUCUUGGGUGGACCAUUAGUGACUUGAAAGGGAUUAGUCCAACCAAGUGUAUGCACAAGGUCCUUCUUGAAGAUGAUGCUAAACCAGUUGUGCAACCGCAAAAGAGACUCAAUCCAACCUUGAAAGAGGUGGUCCAAAAAGAGGUAAUGAAAUUAUGGGAAGCAGGUACUAUUUACCUUAUUUCUGAUAGUCCUUGGGCUCCAUGGUUUGCAGACAUUGCAAAUUAUAAAGCCAUGAAUUUCAUUCCAAAGGAGUACAGCCGACAACAAGUAAAGAAGCUAUUGACGGAUGCAAAGUACUACAUUUGGGAGGAACAAUAUCUUUUUAAGAGGUGUUCAGAUGGUAUCAUCCAGAGAUGUGUCCCAGAUAAAGAAACACAGCAGAUUCUCUGGCACUGUCAUGGUUCAGAUUAUGGAGGCCACUUUGGUGGUGAAAGGACAGCUACAAAGAGAUAUGGAGUCCGUCAUAAAGUGGCAACCCCCUAUCACCCUCAGACAAGUGGACAGGUUGAAGUUUCCAACAGGGAACUUAAGAGGAUUCUAGAGAAGACCGUCAGUGUUUCAAGAAAUGAUUGGUCUAGGAAGCUUGAUGAUGCUCUCUGGGCAUACCGGACAGCGUACAAGACUCCCAUUGGCAUGUCUCCUUAUCAGUUGGUCUAUGGCAAAGCCUGUCACUUGCUAGUUGAGCUGGAGCAUAAAACUUACUGGGCAAUCAGGUAUCUGAACCUUGAUUUAGAAGCUGCAGGAAUUAAGCGAAUGCUCCAGUUAAAUGAUCUUGAAGAAUUCAGAUACUCGACCUAUGAGAAUGCCAAGCUCUAUAAGGAGAGAACCAAGUUAUUACAUGACAAGAAGAUUGCCAUCAGAGUCUUUGAGCCAGGACAGCGAGUGCUUCUGUAUAAUUCAAGGCUCAAAUUCUUUCCAAGGAAGCUGAAAUCCCGGUAG